This is a messenger RNA of Scatophagus argus, 1718 nucleotides long. RefSeq names its product protein C1orf43 homolog. The transcript has 7 exons. Lineage: Eukaryota; Metazoa; Chordata; Actinopteri; Scatophagidae. Gene Ontology annotation, biological process: phagocytosis. The coding region runs from base 332 to 1093 and encodes 253 amino acids. The record is from RefSeq and is a predicted model, not a curated record.
UUACGGUAAAUUGGAGCGUCGCAAAUCAGCCGUCACUGUUGCUGUUGUUGCUUCUUGCUAGCACAAGCUAAGCUGCGUACAUCGUGCAUGGGGUCGUUGAACAUGAAGAGAGUUACCAAUGUGGUCACUGUAUAGUUUGUUGUUGUUUUUUUUUCGAAACGUCCUUUCAGAGCUGCUACGUGAUAAACAAAAUAUUGUCAUUGCUAUAGGAGGCGUUCUUUUCAAAAUGGACGGUUAGCUACCAAGCUAAUGUCGCAGCAUCUAAGUUCAUUGCUAGCUAACUAGCUCAUCGACCCGUGGAUCAGCUCAAGCGUACACACUGACAAAUAACAUGGCACAGUCAUCGCCGUUAUCAGGCGUUAAUGUUGUUCUGGUUAUGGCCUAUGGAAGCUUGGUGUUUGUGCUGCUGUUUAUCUUCGUGAAAAGACAAAUCAUGCGUUUCGCAAUGAGAUCCCGCCGAGGACCCCAUGCACCUAUUGGGCACAAUGCACCUAAGGGUUUGAGGGAGCAGAUUGACUCCAGGCUGUCCAAAGUCCAGGAGAUCCGUUUCGAACCUCGUCUCCUAGCAGAAGAAGACGACAGGCUGAAACAAGAAUCGCAGAUUAGUUGCUACAACUACCUGUACAGAAUGAAGGCUCUGGAUGCCAUCCGUGAUUCCGGCAUUCCUCUGCAGGAGAUAAGCCGCAGUCCCAGUGCGUUUACUGGACGCAGCUUUAGGAACUGGCUGCUGGAGCUGCGCAACUCCCACUCUCUGAUCAAGAGCAGCCGCAGCGCGCUCAUCGACCGUCUGCUUGAAGGCUACGACAGCGCUCGCCAUGGGACUGGGGUGUUUGGGGAAGCUGAAUUUCUUGAAUACCAGCAAGCUCUCAGCGAACUAGCUGAUGUAGUGAAGGCCUAUUCCAGCACCACCAGCCUGGACCAGCAUCACCAGUCUGCAGCCAAGGACCUGACAGGCUCUCCUGUCCGGAGCACUCCCUCCACCAUCCAGGUCACCUACCUGCCCUCCACGGGCCAGCGCAGCAAGAGGCCCAAGCACUUUCUGGAACUCAAAAGUUUCAAAGACAACUACAACACGCUGGAGAGCACCCUGUGAGACUCUGCUGCUGCGGACCGACUGACUGACCGUGUGUGUGUGUGUGUGUGUGAACAUACUUAAACGAACACCUUUUUCUUUCCUGAGUGAGCUCUAAAAUUCAGCCACACAUUGAGAAACGUCGGCUAGGCUAGUUUCUAUUGUGAAAAUUUCCAUACACUGUUCCAAGUCAUUUAAAAGAGCUGUGUAGAAAAGAGAAAGAUCUCAUUUAAUAACUUUUAUACAUUUUUCAAAUCUUGCAUUCACAAGAUUUUUUUUCUGUCUAUAAGUGAAGCCUUUAUGUGUACAAGUUACACCAAAGCCUUUGUUCCUAUUUUGGACCUAAUGAGUGUGUUCAGAGGACAAAUAUGAUUGUAGCCAAGCAGGCAAGAUUUUCAUGUUUUGUUUUGGUUUUAUAAUUUUUCUCUUUUUUUUUUGUAAAAACAGCAAAGCUAAUAGCAAACCACCUUGAUUGUAUUUUUUUCAAAAGUCAAAAUGUAAAUAUGAGUGUAUCUUUUCAUUUACUGUGUGUUUUUACAGAUGUGAGAUAUUUAUAUGGAUGAUGAUAACUUAUUUGAUAUGGUUUAAUUUGUAUUCAAGUGAGGUUGUACACUUUUGUGGCUUGAGAUAAACGCCUUACAGCCCA